Messenger RNA from Ochotona curzoniae (black-lipped pika), 2034 nucleotides. RefSeq names its product nei like DNA glycosylase 3 (gene NEIL3). Gene Ontology annotation, biological process: base-excision repair. The coding region runs from base 1 to 1830 and encodes 609 amino acids. Gene Ontology annotation, cellular component: nucleus. NCBI's taxonomy places the organism in Eukaryota, Metazoa, Chordata, Mammalia, Lagomorpha, Ochotonidae. The transcript has 10 exons. Gene Ontology annotation, molecular function: zinc ion binding; damaged DNA binding; DNA N-glycosylase activity. The record is from RefSeq and is a predicted model, not a curated record.
AUGGUGGAAGGACCAGGUUGUACUCUGAAUGGAGAGAAAAUUCAGGCUCAGGUGCCCCGGGGCCAAGAGGUUACCGAGGUGCGGGGAACUGCUUUGCCAAGCUUACAUUUUUCGGCGCAGCCACACGCCGCCUCCGCUGCCACCGCUGCUGCGGUCUCCUCCCAGGCUUCUUCACUGAAUCAUAAUAAUUAUUCCAUCCAGAAUUUCUGCAGACUAUUUAAUGGAUAUGUUUACAGUGGCGUGGAAACUUUGGGGAAGGAGCUCUUUAUGUACUUUGGACCAAAAGCUUUACGGAUUCAUUUUGGAAUGAAAGGCUUCAUCCGGAUAAAUCCACUUGAGCAUAAAACCAAGAAUGGAGAUUGUCCUGUUUUGGAAGUGAGGCUCACCAAAGAUUUGAUUUGUUUCUUUGAUUCAUCAGUAGAACUCAGAAACUCGAUGGAAUGCCAACAGAGAAUAAGGAUGAUGGAAGAAUUAGAUGUUUGUUCACCUAAAUUUAGUUUCUCAAGAGCAGAAAAUGAAGUUAAGAAGCAGAAAGGUCGAAUGCUAUGUGAUGUGUUAAUGGAUCAGAAAGUGUUGCCUGGGGUGGGAAAUAUCAUCAAAAAUGAAGCUCUUUUUGACAGUGGUCUCCACCCAGCUGUUAAGGUUUGUCAGUUAACAGAUAAACAGAUCCAUCACCUUGUGAAAAUGACACAUGAUUUCAGUAUUCUCUUUUACAGGUGUCUCAAAAGGGGAUUGCCAAUCUCAAAACACUUUAAGGUUUAUAAGCGUCCCAAUUGUGGUCAGUGCCAUUGCAAAAUAAUUGUCUGUCGCUUAGGAGAGAAUAGUAGAAUGACAUAUUUCUGUCCUCACUGUCAAAAAGAAAAUCCUCAACUUGUUGACAUAUGUGAAUUGCCAAGUAGAAAUACUCUCAUUGGUGGGACAUCUAGCAGACAGGAUGAUCUUACAGACUGUGUGGCUCGGAAAUCUGAAGAACAAUGGGCCUGUGCUGCCUGCACACUGAUAAAUAUGCCCUCUGCUAAAGCAUGUGAUGCUUGCUUGACCUCAAGGCCUGUUGAUUCACUGUUCAGGAAUGAAGAAAACUCUACUGCCUUUAACAGUUUGGUAAAGUAUCCUUGUAAUAGCUUUGGAAAGUCACAUUCGGAAAUCAAGAUCAACAGGAAAACUGCAUUUGGAGCUACAACCCUUGUCUUGACUGAUCUUACCAGUAAAUCCAAUACUUUUGAAAGAACAAAAAGCCCAAAUCAGACACUACACGGGGAAUUUCAAAACAUGCUUUCUACUAACGUUUCUUUUAGUGAGGCACGACACCCCUCUAAGGAGAGAACAAACUAUAUAACUCAACCAUCUGACAAAGUGAACAUAGCACCAAUGGUCUUCCCUCAAUCUAAAUUAUUCAGUUCUGCACAUAAAAAAUUGAAAACAACCCACUACGUAUCCCGAGACCUUCAAAGUUGCAACCCUGGAUUUUCCAGCAGUGAUCUUCAAAUUAAUACAACAGAUGGUCCUUGUACCUUAAAUGCCAGCACUCCUCGAUGCAGUAAACACAACCGCUUCUGCGUUCUCAGAAUUGUGAGAAAAGACGGUGACAACAAGGGAAGGCGGUUUUAUGCUUGUCCUCUACCUAGAGAAGCACAGUGUGACUUUUUUGAAUGGGCUGAUUUGUCCUUCCCGCUCUGCAACCAUGGCAAGCGCACCAUCAUGAGAACAGUGUUGAAGAUCGGACCUAAUAAUGGGAAGAAUUUCUUUGUGUGUCCUCUGGGGAAGGAAAAACAGUGCAAUUUUUUCCAGUGGGCAGAAAAUGGGCCAGGAAUAAACAUGCCAGGGUGCUAAUAUUUUCUCUUUCUCUAUCUGGCAUUUGAUAUCUUCAAACUGUGUAAAAUGUUUAGUCUUCUUUGUUUAAUUGAAAAAUGUAGAAUACCUAUGGUAUACUUAAAGUUAUUACAAUGCUUAAAGCUUUUUAAAAUGUUUAACCUUUAGUAAAUAUUUGUUUUGUCAGAUAUAAAGUAUAUUGAAUAUAAAGUAUAUAUUUAAUCA